Impatiens glandulifera is the source of this 975-nucleotide messenger RNA. RefSeq lists its product as uncharacterized. Lineage: Eukaryota; Viridiplantae; Streptophyta; Magnoliopsida; Ericales; Balsaminaceae. The record is from RefSeq and is a predicted model, not a curated record. The transcript has a single exon. Bases 1 to 975 code for a protein of 324 amino acids.
AUGAGGAUUCAUUCUAGAGUGGAAGCACACGAGCCUUACUUUCAACAAAAAAGAAAUUCUACUGGCAAAUUAGGUUUAUCAUCACUUCAGAAAAUCACUGCAGCAUUGCGAAUGUUGUCUUAUGGGGUAACAACAGAUUUCAUGGAUGAGUACAUACGUAUUAGAGAAACCACAACUAUAAAAAGUUUGAGGUAUUUUGUUGAAUCAGUCAUAGAUAUUUUUGGUCCUAUCUAUCUACGAAAACCAAACUCAAAGGAUAUUACAAGAUUACUUAAAAUUGGUGAAGUUCGUGGCUUUCCAAGAAUGUUGGGUAGCAUAGAUUGUAUGCAUUGGAGGUGGAAAAAUUGUCCAACCGCACGGAAAGGUAUGUUCACUGGUCAUGAUCACGAACCUAUAAUUAUAUUGGAAGCAGUGACAUCUUAUGAUUUAUGGAUUUGGCAUGCAUUCUUUAGGCUACCAUGGUCACAUAAUGAUAUUAAUAUUCUAGAACGAUCUAAUGUGUUUUGCGAAAUAACAAGUGGGGAGAGUUAUGCUGUUAACUACUAUAUAGAUGGUCACAACUACAAUAUGGGGUAUUAUCUGGCUGAUGGUAUAUAUCCUCCAUGGGCAACAUUCGUCAAAUCAAUUCCUUUACCUAUGAAUCAAAAGACCAAACAUUUUACUGCUACUCAAGAAUUUGUAAGAAAAGACGUUGAACGUGCAUUUGGUGUGCUCCAAGCUAGAUUUGCAAUUGUCCGUGGCCCAACAAGAUAUUUUGAUCGUGAAGCACUCAAUAAGAUCAUGUUGGCAUGUAUUAUUAUGCACAAUAUGAUCGUGGAGGAUGAACGUGAAUUUCAUCCACAACUAGAUAUAUUUGAAUAUGAACAAAUCUCUGAAAGUCCUCCCAUUUCAAUCAUAUCACGCACUCAAACUCCAGAACUUAUGAAUUUUAUUCAAUCACUCCACAAAAUUAGAGAUAGAAUAAUGCAUAGUUAA